This is a messenger RNA of Alnus glutinosa, 870 nucleotides long. Its product is annotated as protein SLE1. The transcript has 2 exons. The record is from RefSeq and is a predicted model, not a curated record. Lineage: Eukaryota; Viridiplantae; Streptophyta; Magnoliopsida; Fagales; Betulaceae. Bases 66 to 500 code for a protein of 144 amino acids. Gene Ontology annotation, biological process: response to abscisic acid. Gene Ontology annotation, cellular component: cytosol.
UUGGCAAGUAAUAAGAUCGAUCGGUGUUUUAAGUUUGUGAGAGAAGAGUCCCAGAAGAGAGAGAAAUGUCGUCCGAGCAGGAAAGACGAGAACUUGACGCCAAGGCAAAGCAGGGAGAGACAGUUGUCCCUGGUGGAACUGGUGGGAAGAGCCUUGAAGCCCAGGAGCACCUUGCCGAAGGUUUUGCGUACGUAAUUGGGUUGAUUCUUUUUUUUUUUUUUUUUGGUGCUAAUUGGCAUGAAAUAUAUAUUGUUGGUGGUGAUCAUGAAGGGCGGAGCCGCGGAGGGCAGACGAGGAAGGAGCAGCUGGGGCCUGAAGGGUACCAGGAGCUGGGCAGCAAAGGAGGACAGACAAGGAAAGAGCAGAUUGGACAUGAGGGGUACCAGGGGAUGGGCCGCAAAGGUGGACUCAGCACAACAGACAAGUCUGGAGGAGAGCGCGCAGCUGAGGAAGGGAUUGAGAUUGACGAGUCCAAGUACAAGACUAGGGACGACCGCUGAUGCGUUUAGUAGUAGUACCAUAGAGAGUUUGGGAACUUAGCCUUAAAAACAAGUGUCUUAGGUUUAGUGGUUGUCCAAUAAUGACGUGUCGUUCUUGUUGUGCUUGUCCUCCACUGCAUUGUAUCUGUUGGGUAAGCAGUGGCUUCUUUUAGGUGUCUGUUGGUGCAGUUAGAAUGGGAAAGGCAUUAUAUGGUCUUUCAUCUUUGGAUGAUGGUUUUUUGGGAUCAUAAAUAGUGCCUCUUUUUGUAUGUUAUGUUAAUUUCAAUAGUUGCUGUUGACUUUUGGCUUUACUAGCUACCUGCAUCGCGCAUCAUGCAUCCUUUUACAUGUAUAUAAAAGAGAUGGAAUGCUGCGUCGUUUAUCAUAUAAA